AUGGAACCUCUGGGAGCAACAACUGUUUUCUUGGUGAUUUGUGUCUCUUGCCUUCUUUUCCUUUCAGCAUGGAGAAGGUUGUCUGGAAGUGGAAAGCUGCCGCCUGGCCCUGUUGCUUUUCCCAUCGUAGGGAACACGCUACAGCUGAAUAAAAGGAACUUGCCCCAAUCUAUACAUGAGCUCAGUGUGAAGUAUGGCCCGAUUUUCACAAUAUACUUGGGCUCACUGCGAGUUGUGGUGCUGUAUGGACAGGAGGCUGUGAAGGAAGCUCUGAUUGAUCAAGGGGACGAGUUCAGUGGAAGAGGAAAACUGGCACUGGCUGACAAGCUUGCCAAAGGAACAGGCAUUAUAUUCAGCAAUGGGGAGCGGUGGAAACAGCUUCGCCGAUUUGCCCUCACCACCUUGAGAAACUUUGGGAUGGGGAAGAAAAGUGUUGAGGAACGGAUCCAGGAGGAAGCCCGUUUUCUGGUGGAAAGGCUCAGAAACACACACGUUUCUAGAGGUCCCAGCCAAGACUGGGGCUCCUUUGCCAGUAGGUUGUUGAACCGCGGCCAGUGGGAUCUGCGGUCAGCCAAACCUACCUACGCGGCAGAGAAAGUUCAUGAAGAGAUUGACCAUGUGAUUGGCCGAAGCCGAAGCCCCUGCAUGGCAGACCGAAGCCAGAUGCCCUACACAGAUGCUGUGAUACAUGAGAUCCAGAGAUUCAUUAACCUUGUCCCAUUGAAUGUCCCACAUGCAGUGACCAGAGACACUCAUUUCAGACAAUAUGUUAUCCCAAAGGGCACCACUAUAUUUCCCACCCUGCAAUCAGUCCUACGUGACAGCAGAGAAUUUCCAAAGCCAGAGCAAUUUAACCCAGGACAUUUCUUGGAUGCAAAUGGUGCCUUUAGGAAGAGUGACUUCUUCAUUCCAUUUUCUGCAGGGAAACGGAUUUGCGUGGGAGAGGCUCUGGCUCGGAUGGAGCUAUUUUUGCUACUGACAACGAUUUUGCAGAAUUUUACCUUGAAAUCUCCCAUUGACCCCAAGGACAUUGAUAUAGCUCCACUACCAAGUGCAGCGAUAAAUGCACCAAAACCAUACCAGCUCUGUGUUUUGCCUCGAUAAAGACCAUGAAAAGUCAUCUCCGUGUUCUACACCAGUAGUGAAUUUGAUUGUCUAUGAUCCCGGACUCAUUAGU
Molecule: messenger RNA, 1177 nt
Organism: Gopherus flavomarginatus (Mexican gopher tortoise)
Lineage: Eukaryota; Metazoa; Chordata; Testudines; Testudinidae
Product: cytochrome P450 2H2-like
Exons: 8
Coding region: 1-1104 (367 amino acids)
Biological process (GO): xenobiotic metabolic process
Cellular component (GO): intracellular membrane-bounded organelle; cytoplasm
Molecular function (GO): oxidoreductase activity, acting on paired donors, with incorporation or reduction of molecular oxygen, reduced flavin or flavoprotein as one donor, and incorporation of one atom of oxygen; heme binding; iron ion binding
Source: RefSeq, a predicted model, not a curated record